Metopolophium dirhodum (rose-grain aphid) is the source of this 2138-nucleotide messenger RNA. RefSeq names its product neuronal membrane glycoprotein M6-a-like. Gene Ontology annotation, biological process: neuron projection development. NCBI's taxonomy places the organism in Eukaryota, Metazoa, Arthropoda, Insecta, Hemiptera, Aphididae. Gene Ontology annotation, cellular component: plasma membrane. The transcript is spliced from 7 exons. The record is from RefSeq and is a predicted model, not a curated record. Bases 326 to 1309 code for a protein of 327 amino acids.
CCGCUGGGUCGAGGCGUUUAGUCCGACCCUGGUCUACAGAGCUUGAAAUUAUAAUAUACAUCAUCUUACUCGCUACUACAUUUUAUAGUCAUUUGGACUUAGUUUAUUUUUGCUCUUGAACAAUUACGAUAUUUUUGUUAAAUAAAUAUUAAACACUUUAUUACCACUAUACUUUGAACUUUAUUCAACAUCUUAAUUCCAUUCAGCGACUGGUUCUGAUCGGGGCUUGUUACAACUGGAGCCGAGGACAAAGUCCACUUACUAAAACGAAACAUUUUAAAAAUGUUUCAACAAUUUACUUCUGGAUUACAACUUCUAAGAUUCAAUGGAGGUAGUUUUAUCCCACACCUCUAUUGAAAAAGACCAACUGCAGUACGUCUAUUUCAACGACUCUGAGGACAAGGAUCCAGCAUUUCAAACUAUGAAUAAGUAUAGUUUCCAAAGACCUGAAAUGGAGAUGCCUUUGCAAAGUUCCCAUUAUAACCCUUCUAGGGAAACUCUUGGACGCUAUUCUGAAUAUUCGUUACAUUCUAGUUACAAGAUACGAGCUGGUGAUGCAGCAUCUACCAAUUCAGUGGCAUGUACAACAAGAAUACCAUAUGCUACUUUAAUAGCUGCUCUUUUAUGUUGUACUGGUAUUGGAGUAUUUUGUUGUACAAUGUAUCGUGGUGUAACCCUUAGUGCAUUGAUGUUGGAUCAAGUGUUUCAUCUCUAUAUUGGCUGGCUUGAAACUGUAAAAACCGUUUUAGUUUUGAUAGCUGCAGGAAUGGGAGCUCUAACAUUAAUGAUUAUAUUUGUUGGAUUUCUGGCUACAGGAGCAACACGCCGUCGUAUUUAUAAGGCAUGGAGAAAUAGAGUUGGUGGUCGUAUAUCUUGUGCAGUUUUUAUGGGUAUUAUUUACGUACUUCAAUUUUUUUGGAUUUUUGUAUUUGGUUUACUAAUAGUUUCGACAUUUAUAUUGACCGUUUUUUGGAAAAUGUGUGUAAGCACUCAAGUUCAAGAUUAUCAUCAAUGCAUUGACUUAACACAAUUUAAUUUCUUAUUUCCACAAUCUACUCGUAUUGAAUAUUUAAAGAUUUGUGAAAUUCGAGAAAUAAAAUUCUUCUGCAGAGAUUUUGUUGAAAAAUCAGAAUUUAUGUUUAUGAUGGCAACUUUUGGAGUAAUUUUGAUAUUAAUAAGUCUGGUUCAUUAUCUGAUGUGUUUAUCUGCUAAUUAUGCUCACAUCAGAGAUCAUGAAAAAUUUGAAGAACUUCAAGAAUUACAACUUUUGCAAGACACUGAUUUCGCUACUUCAAAAGAAAGAUUUUAAACAUUAAUUGACUAAUUCAAUAAUUAAAUUAAACUAAUCGCUUAAAUCAUUCCACAAUUUUUAAAAUACAUAUGUGCUACAUUACAGGGUUUCUAAAUAUUGAUCUACCGUCCAGUUAAUCAUUCAUAGUUUUUAUAUAUUUUAUUAUGUAAGCUUAGGGUUGUAUCUCAGACAAUGGCAAUAUUUUACUUUAUAAUUAUUAUAAAGAAUUUUUAUUUUGAUUACUUAUAUAUAAUUUUAGAAGUAUAUAUUUUUAAUUAUAAGGUUUUUAAUUUGAAUCUUAUUGUACUAAAUAUUGUAACUAUAUUUUAAGUAUUACUUUUAAAUAAUAGUUUUUUUUUUUUUGUAAUAAUAACCAAAAUUGAUAUCUUUUAAUUUAUUUAAAAUUUCAACAACCAAAAAAAAUUUAUAUUCCUGAUUUUGUUUCCUAUUUUAUUUUUAAACAGACUACAAAUAAUUAAGUCUAGUCGUCUUUCUUUUUCUGUUAGGUUUUAUAAUUUUCAUUUUUCCAGUAUUUUGUGGUUUUUUGUUCACUAUAAAUGUAGAAUGUUCCAUUAAAAACUUUUCCAAUUUUAAGAAAUUAGUUUUUGUUAAACAAUUAUUUUAAUUUUGUAAAUGGUUGUGUGCUUUAAACAUUUUCAUUAGCAAAAUAUGUAUCCAAUGAGUGUUGAUCAAUAUCAUAUGUCAAAACACAUUAUUUUAUAAUACCAUACUCUUUUAUAAUAUAUUUUAUUAAGUGUAAUAUUUGCAUUUUUAUUUUUAAAACAACUUUUGUGUAUCAAUUAGUUAGAAAUAAUUUUUGUAUAAAUUAAUUACAUUACAUUUUUGA